AUGGAUAGGGGAAGUGAAGGGAGUUUCAUUGACGUUUUACUUACUCUUAUGUGGAGUACCAUAGGUACUGCUUUAAUACCCGCAUUGAUACCUUGGAUCAUUUAUGUCAUUUGUAAUCGGACAGAAGUUGGCAAAAUGAAAGGAAUGGUGGUGAUGAUAACAGGUAGUAGUUCUGGCCUUGGGGAACAACUAGCUCAUUCAUUCUACAAGCGUGGUUGUAAACUGAUUUUGGCUGCAAGAAGGGUAACUGAACUGGAAAGAGUAAAAAAUGAUUUGCUAGACUUAGUAGUUGAGGAUGUAUCGACAUAUGAGCCUGUUAUUGUUGAACUUGAUUUGGCUGAUAUAAAAAGUAUCCCCAGGAAAGUUAACAACUUGCUUAAUACUUACGGUCAUAUUGAUUAUUUGAUCAACAAUGGUGGAAUUUCAUAUAGAGGAAAAAUAACUGAAACUACUGUUGAUGUUGAUCAAACAGUUAUGUUAAUCAAUUAUUUUGGGACAGUUACUCUGACAAAAGCUGUUUUGCCUUCCAUGAUAGAACAGAGGCGUGGUCAUAUUGUAGCCAUUUCUAGUGUGCAGGGUCGUAUAGCCAUUCCACACAGAUCUGCCUACUCUGCAUCAAAACAUGCCUUACAAGCUUUUAUGGACUGUUUGAGAGCUGAAGUAAGCAAAGAUGGAAUAAAUGUUACCGUGAUAAAUCCCGGAUAUAUUAAAACAAACCUCUCUGUGAAUGCAGUUACUGGUUCUGGAAACAAAUAUGGAGUGAUGGAUGAGACUACUUCUAGGGGCUAUGAGGCUAGUGAAGCGGCAGAAAAAAUAUAUUACAGUAUUGCGCGUGAGGACAAAGAGUUGACAUUGGCUCCACUUCUACCACGAAUCGCUAUCAUCUUGCGCUCAUUUUGCCCAUCAUUGUAUUUCCUUCUUAUGAAAAGGCGUGCUAUGAAACUCCCACCAGUUCAAACUUAA
Messenger RNA from Nezara viridula (southern green stink bug), 963 nucleotides. The record is from the annotation of a GenBank genome assembly. Lineage: Eukaryota; Metazoa; Arthropoda; Insecta; Hemiptera; Pentatomidae.